Molecule: messenger RNA, 8721 nt
Organism: Paramuricea clavata
Lineage: Eukaryota; Metazoa; Cnidaria; Anthozoa; Malacalcyonacea; Plexauridae
Source: the annotation of a GenBank genome assembly
CAAUAAUUGCUUUGCAAUAAUCAAUAUUUUGACUACAACUGCGCUGCCAGUUAGAUGUGCUACAAUCAAUAGUGGAGACUCCCUGCAGGGAAGCACUUGGAAUGCAGUCUAGAUUUUCAUGUCUUGGCAUAAAAUAGGUUGAAUAUUUUGGAAUGGAAAAAAUAUUGAUAUUAUUAGUAUUAUUUUUCAGUAAUUGGCAUUCCAUAUUUUUGUUCAGUGUUGCAACAACCUACAGUGGUAUUUGUGUGUUUUUAGACUUCAAAGAUCAUGUAAAACAUAUAGAAAAAGGUGUGAACAGCAAAGAGCCUCAUUUCGUUUUGAGAGUUCUGAGAUCUCUUUCAUCCACCAGGAAAAAACUGAACCAUCCAUUGUUGAGAAAACUUAUUACUGGAUAUUUCGUUCAAGGUAACAUAAUUUCCUUACUUCUUAAAGGUGACGUAAAGUCCGUAAUGUAAACAAACGCUUUGUUUACAUUUUGAACUCAGUGCUAAAGUUGUAAAAUACGAUUAGAUAUAUAUUAUACUGAAUUUUUAACACUCUUCUGGUUCACUAUGCUUGUAAAUGAAUACAGACUAGAGAUUCAAUUCAAGAAAGUUCGGAAGGUGCGAAAUGUUAACAACAUUCCAAUGGUCGGGUGCCGACCAUUGGGAUGUAGGCCUGCGCAGAACGGACUUUACAUCACCUUUACGGUUUGUUUACAUAAACAGGGGAGGAUAUUUGUAUUAUCCUGUGAAGGACAUGGAAUGAUGUAUGUUGCAGAAAAAAUUCAUAAUAAUAAGUUAACAUCAGUUUUGUAAUUUUUAGCAUCACAAGCAAAGCAUGAACUGCUGAAGUUCUUGGAUGAGGUACUGUAUUUUCUUGUACUCAGGGAUUGUAAUGCAUUGUUGGACAAUCAAUAAUUAGGGAUAAGCCAAUCAUGAAAAUCCAAUUUACUGAGAUAUGAUAAAUUCCUAUACAAAUAAUUAAGUCACACAAGACCAACAACACUGCAUUAUUACAUUUAUUUUAUGCUAAGAUUUCGAGCGUGCUUUCACCAGUAGGAGUGGAACCUAUAUAUCUCUUCGAAAUGCGUCAGCAUGAAUAAUUAAGCACCAUCAUCAGCAUAGGGAUUACUAUACUGUAUAAAUCCAUACCUGCAACCAAUGGUAUCCCCUCCAUCCCCAAUAUAACUACUAGUUAGCCAUCAUAGUGAAAAAACUAAGCAAAUAACCAAUGAAAACUAUAUUCAUCGAAAUGAUCAGAGUAAUCUCUUUGCCUUAAUUGGUACUGACACCAUCAACACCAAGUAGAAUUGAGGCGUGCUAUACAUGCAAUACAAGGUACAAGAUAGUUGCCGACAAGGAACGGGAGACACCUGUGUGGGAAAUUUGAAGUGACUCAGUGCACAGCUUGUUAGUGACUAUAAUAAUAAUUAUUCAUUUCUUUUGAGCCCAGUAUAUACUGUAUAUACGUCCAUGCGCUAGUAUACCGGCUUCCCUGUUAAUUUCCUUUUAUUCUACCAUUAAAAUACAUCAAGGAUUCUGCCCAACUCGUAUUUCGCUUGCCUGCCAGUAUAGAACAAAAUAGACCUUGAUUACAGAGAACUUUUGCAAAAGAAAGGAGUCUAAAUUUUCAUUUUUUCUUUACUUCUAAAUCCAUGAAUUCAACCCACUGGCAACGGCUAUUGUACUGUGCUAUUACAAUAGCUGUGUAUAGAAACUCCAGCCUCAUCAAUUAUAUAUAGUAAUUUUGUCAUGGUUGUAAAUUGUACAUUUAAUACUGUUUAGCCUAUGGAAACAGAUGUGUUGACCGUAUACCGACCGCGAACAGGAAAAGCAGCUGCCACUCCUGUAUUGCCUGAAGUUGAGUUUUACUUUCACCUUCUGGUUGUUAUUCACUUGAUUGAUACCAAGGCUUAUGAAAAGGUAAAAUAUUAAAGGAAUACCGAAUGGUUUUUUACGCUUUCCGAAACUGUUUUGGUGAACUUGCCGCUCGUUUAAUAUACUGUUAUUGUUUAUUUCACGCAUUGAAAUGUUUUCGUUCCGACAUUUUGAAAACCCCGCGGAAGGCAUUUAAUACCUGUACAGGAUUGUCUCAUCCUGCACGGGUAUUGACCAAUCAGAUUGCGUGUUUCACUCUAGUUAUUAUAUAGUCUUUUUUUUACCAUCAUGCUCCACCAGUACACUAUAAAUGCAUAAAUAUCAUUGAAUAGACCAUUCCCCUUUUAAGUGAAAUUUUGAUCUAGACAAAUCUGGACAAAAAUUUCAUCACAGCUUGAAAGAGCAUCACAAAAUUAAUAAUAUUCCGAAGUUUCGUUGCGAAAUGUUGUAAAAUGCGGAUAAUAUAGCCUUGCGAAGUUUGCCGUUUUUCAGUCAUUUGGUAUUACAAACGGGAAAUUGAUAAUCAGUUUGAUCAUCUGAUUAUCAAUUUUCCAUUUGUAAUACAAAAUGACUGAAAAACGGCAAUCUUCGCAGGACUAUAUUAUCCUCAUUUUACAACAUUUUGCAACGAAACUUCGGAAUAUUACUAAUUUUGUGAUGCUCUUUCAAGCUGUGGUGAAAUGUUUGUCCUGUAAUAAUACAAGUACUGUAUAUAAUUGAUAUUACAAAUCCUUGAAUUAUUCUUGCUUGAAUUGUUAUUGGAUAUUUUCUGAAAUUUGUCGGUCUAUUAUUCCGCAGCCAGAACGUUGAAAAACGGACAUUUUCCUGAAUUGAUUUUGUUCAUGUCUUACAAAACUAUAUCUGAAAUUAAUUAGAGUUGCAAUUUGAACAGUUGUUAACGUAAGUCACUUUUUACUCAUUACACUAACAGCCAUGUUCACAUGAACCCGGAACAGCUUCAUGUCUCGAGGCAAGCAAUUCUCCCUGGACAAAAAUUCUCGCGGCCCCUUAAUAUAAAUCAGUAAUGCUGUCUACUUUAUAUUUUACUUAUCCCUGCCGGAACAAGACCUGUUUGCAAAGCGAUCUAAAUCGCGCGGCUACAAUUACAUUUAGAGCAUGUUAGAAUCCACAAAAACGUGUUGUUUCUUUGAAGAUAUCAUUAUAGAAAUCUAUAUAUAAGUGAUGAUGCUGAUAAUAUUAAAAUAAAAUUGUCGCUGGUAUUAUCUUUGAAACCAAGAAAUGUAGAUUAUGUAGUCUAUACCCUAAGAUGGCUUUUAUAUGGAUCCAGUUCAUUCUUCGUUUAAAAUAAUUCGAAACCAUCGUGGAUUUGACCAAUUUAAUAGCAAGUUAAUUCGACGUAUGAAAGGAGGUAAAAAGGCCUUACGUUUUUACAUUUAUUUCUAUACUAUCCUUUAUGUUUCAGGCGUUAAAAUGUUCCACGUUACUUCUACAAAAGUCAGAGCUACACAACAGGCGAACGUUAGAUCUGAUCUUGGCUAAAUGUUUUUUCUAUCACUCCAGAACAUACGAAUUACUUGAGCGAUUAGACGAAAUCAGAAGGUGCGUAUCUUUAGAAACUACUGUAAAACGCAUUGUCAUUGUACUGUAUCAAAUGGAAUACAUUAAGUAUUUAUUAAGUUAUACAGUACGACUCUGUUUUUCAUGCACUGUAUAGUAUAUCCUUUGUAUACAGUCAGGGUGCGAUAAUUCGCUUACCGAAGUUGCGCCAAUAUUACGGUCUGUAUUUUCAGCCAUGUACUACGUAGGUACGCGGUACUCGUGCUAUCGCCUUAGCAAGCCCAAGGAUUUCAACACCGUAAUUUAGUCGGAAUUUAGUGUAAGUCUGACAUGACUACUAUAUAAUUGGCAUUAAACAUGAUUGGGCUGAUGGGAUGAGAUAGGACUAAGGCACGUUGUAGUCGAUUGUAUAGUGUUUGUAUUGUGCUCCUUGAUCUAUAUUGACUACUAUUACUUAAUGAAUACCUUUCAGAAACUUCUAUUAUACUUUUCAGAAACUUGUGCUUUAAGCCUGGUUUGCCUAUGAUCGUUUAAUUGUAACGGUUUGUAAAGAUUGAGUCACGAUCUUUCUUAUCAGCCGAAAUACAACAGUUUAAAACUGAAAAUAUAGGGAGAGUAGUUAUAAACAGAGAGAACAUACUAGAAAAUACAUGCAUGCAGAAACCCUCGCCUUGCUGACAAAACCAUUGUAUUUUCCGAACAUGAAUUAUCUAUAAUAAAAGUAGUUUCAUGGUAACACGAUAAUUUUUUAAUAAUAUUCUUACAAAUGAAAAAUCGCCUAAAAAUAUCACUUUUAAUUACAAAAUUGUUAAUUUCUUAACAUAUAUAUGUUAGGUAUGUUAUUAUACGUAAUAUAAGCCUAAAUUUAAGGUAAAAUUCAACCACAAACACUUCGCAAAACGUUUUAAAGUCACUAGUGUUCUUUAUAAAACUAAACUGCCUUUUAAAAUGGCUUUAUCGAUAAACUUUGAGUUUGCAAUAAAAUCAUUUCAAAUUCUCGCUUGCAAAUAACUUUGCUUUCUUUUUUAUUUAUUUAAAAAAUUCAAUAUCAUAAAAAAGGGAAUCAAUAUUAAAGAUACACUGAAAUUAUAUGCUGCCUUGUUUUAAUAGUUGUUUCAUAUACGCAAAGGCCGUCGGGUUUUAAAGCCAUUAUAAAAUCAAUAUUUAAAACAAACUUACCUUCCUUAACGUCGGCUCCCUUCUUUUAGCCGAUUCAUUCGCAGUUUCUUUCUGAGAGAGCUUUUGAAAUUUACAAAAUCUUGCAAAAAUGCGAGCAAAAAUGAAAUAUAUAUAUUUGCAAGAAAUGUAUCAAUCAUCAAAUCAAGAAGUGUUUGUUAUUUCGCUGUCGUCAUGCAGUCGUUAUAAUGCGAACUUGAAAUUGGGUCAAUCAGUGUCCGCUAUUCAUGACAGUCCGCCAUAUUUUUGAGAUCAGUGAGGAUGACCACCCACUCAACACCCCACCAUCGUUGGUGACCCACGCCCGCGAUAAUUGAUGAACUUUAGACUUCGCUAAUGCUUUCGUUUCCCCGGGUGUAAAUAGCCUGGGGAAAUUAGUACCCUCGUACGGCGCCGUCGGCUCGGGGAUGAUGUGGUUUACAGGUAAAAAAAACUACAAUCUGGCCGUUGAGAAAGAUUAUGACUUUAUCUUUACUACCGUUACGACCAUAUGAAAACCUGGCUUACGCCUUGUUCACACUAGCAAUUUUGUCGGCGAUUUUGUCUUUCUGACGGAUGUAAAUGAGUGAACUCGCACACAAAAGUGUAGAAUCGCUUUUCAGAAGUAAGCAAUUCUAAGUCUUUUGCAUGUCAUUUAUUCGAUUACAUUUGCCAGGAGGAGAAAAAUCGCCGACAGAAUGGCUAGUGUGAACCAGGCUUUAUUCUACUUCAUUUUAAAGUACGCUUACACGAUGCCAUUUGUCGUGUCCGAGUCGUAAUCUGGCAUAUGCAUGUAUCGAGUAAGCACGCGUAAAAAGUAGUUGCAUUUCAAGAGAAUAUACUUUUAGAGAGGAAUUGUGAGAGAAUCGAAUCGUACACGACAAAUCGCAGCGUGUAAAAACGUGGCUUUAACGUACCUUUAAAGAAUAGUACACCUUGAUUCUUACGUUUUUGUACCAGUUCAAGUACGCGGCAAUAAUCGUUGGAGUUCCUGUACAUAUAUGUUUAUCAUUCUGUAGCUUCUUUCACUCGAAAUUAAGGACAGCAACUUUGAGACACAAUAUAGAAGGACAGGUAAAUCUCAACAUUAAUAUUACAUUUUGCUUUUUAACACUCCUGUGUAAUGUAUUGGUUUAUUCUUUUGUAUUGAAAUACGAUAUAUUGUCUUGUUUCCUAGGCAACACUGCUCAAUUUACUAUUACGAAAUUAUCUGCACUACAAUUUGUACGAUCAGGUAUAAUGUAAUUAUAACGUGUGCGUUUAUUGUUAGCUUAUUGUUAUGGAUAUUCAUAAAAACUUAUUAGAUUUUGCUGUGAUGCACAGGCUUUACGAAAUCUCAAAUUUGUUGCCAAAAAAGAUUGCUGCAAUAAAAAUUUGAUAGCCCACAGAAGGUUUCGUAUGCCUCAAUAUACUUUUUAUAUCAAAGUUUCUUCAAUGAUGCAAACUAAUGCAUCAUGCAUAUACUACUAAUACAAUAAUUAUAUAUUAACGUAUUUGAUUUAUGUCCCAAUUAUAGUGAAAUAAGGAAGCUCCAUGGAAACGUUAUUCCGCAUCUGCUGUAUGAUUUCUAGGAAUACUUGUUGGACACUUAGCAACAAUGUUUUAGACAACGUCACACUACACCGGAACAAAAUAAUGCGGGCGGAAUUUAUGUGUGUUCACACUACGCCGUUGCAGUUUGUUUUCAAAUUAAAUUAGCACUCAUGUAAACCCAAAAUUUUUCAAAUAGAGCAAAGAAAUUUAAACGGAAAACAUUCGAAUUUGCUGUUUUGAGAAGCGAGAUGAGAUGGUUUGCAAGCAGUACAAAAAAGUAACAUUGUUUGUGUUUACACGAAGCCGCCAAGCGCUUCGUUUUCAUCUCACUUCGUUUAAAAACCCUGCACAAAUCGUUAUGGGUAUGGCAAAAGUGACCUUUUCAAAACAUUGCCCGGCUCCGGUGUAGUGUGAACGCGACGGCUAAUUGUGACUUUUGUGCGCCGUUUCAAACCGCUCCGGCAUAUUGUGAACUUAUAGUCUUCUGCUAACCGCAAACGAUAAACCUCAAGUCGUGUUUUGACCAUUGAACUAAAAAUAACUGGAACGCUACGUUCAGUAAACUGCGCAUGCAAAUUUUGAAGCUAAAAUUUGACUCCCAUGAAGCCAGUUUUGACUCCCAGACACGCACUUCCACGCGUGUUUCUACUGCGCGAUUUACUCGCGAGACAAUGCAGGGGGCGAUCGAAGCAUGCCGUUUUGAACGUUUUCAUGGCAAGAUGCGAAUCCAAAGGGAAACGGGCCUUUUAUUUUAAAACGGGCCUUUUAAAGCCUGUGUACGACCCUGUAUAAUUUAGCUGCAAACUUCCGCUUGAACGUAGCGUUCCAGUUAUUUUUAGUUCAAUGGUUUUGACGUCAACAGUUAUCCAUUCAAAGUUGAGCCAAUGUAUACAGAACAAUAAAAUUGAAGCACGAAUUAGCUAACCGUCAAACCUUAUCUUUAAAGUUCAAAUGCGAUUUGCUGUUAGCGGUUAGCUUUUGCUGUAAACACUUAAGGUCUCUAAUGUAUCUUUAUAGGCCGACAAACUGGUUUCAAAAUCGUCCUUUCCCGAUACUGCGUCAAACAGUGAAUGGGCAAGAUAUUUAUAUUACACCGGUAGGUUUUCAUUCUUGCUGAAGAAGACAUAUACCUUGUUUAUUAUACUGCACAGUUACUAUGAGAGACAGCUUGUACUGUUGUUUAGUAAUGUAUGCGAAGUUAUGCAUCCAGUACAAUUUGAUAUGAAUGUGUUGGGAUGGUUUGCUAUGAUAUGCAUACAAUGCUACAGUGGAAAAUGCUGUCACGACACUCCGCAAGGUUUGAGAGCCAUUUUGUACGCGGUAUAACUUUAAUAUGGAGAAGGUGGGAAAACACAAGACUUGCAUUGCUGUAUAGAAAGGGCCUUAAUUGUCACAUACAAUACUUGUGGAAUAUAACAAACAGUUCAUGGCUAUACCGCUAUGUAGUAAUUCUAAUGUGAUAAAUCGUAUUAACGUGAGAUAUGUAUAGUUGUAAACUACAAUGUCGUGUUGCCCGGGCAAGAGCGGUAAGUCUAUGUCCAAUAAUAUUAAUUGCAGUGAAUUCUGUCUGUUCUCUGGCGCACACUUAAUUCAUGAACAUGCAAUCGAUUCUUAUGAGUAAUUUUUUGAAUACAAGUUUACAAAGUUCGUGUUUUUUUUCUUGACAGGAAUUAUAAAAGCCAAGCAACUUGAGUAUUCAGAAGCGCAUAAAAAUUUAAUUCAAGCCAUCAGAAAGGCUCCACAGUUUUCUGCAGUUGGAUUCCGGCAAAUUGUAAGUUCUUGAUGAAAACGCAUUGUUUCGUCUUGAGGUAUUAACAAAACCGCGGAUGCUUCCUCUUGCGCAAAAAAAACCUAAACACGACAUGACUUCAUUCCUACGCCUAUUACGGAUACUGCAUGUUAAUAUUAAACUACCACUAAGUAAUCACGCCACAAUUCCCAAAGACGACCCAAUUAGAUAUCGCCAUUCCGGAAGUGUAGAUUUCACAACGUUAGGACGGUGUCCCACUAAGUCGAUAUUUUCUAAUAUACUUUUCAAAUGUGUGAAUGAGUUCACUGCUGUUGACUACAGACUAUACCGUAGACGCAUUCUAGAACGUUUUGACACGAAAGCAUGACACAUUUGCUCGCGAGAGGAUCCACGGUUUUGGUAAUAUUUUUAUAAAUAUUUCGUUAACUCUGAAAAAUAUAAAGCGAGAAAAACGUCAGAAAAAAGGGAGUUAGACUUGUUGAAAGCUUGAAAAUGUAGAAAGAAACAGAUUCCGAAUUAAAAAAAACGAUUCCUUGCCCCUUUGAAGCAGCAUGAGCCAAACAAAGUAAAUUUUGGCUUUAUAAAGUCAGCAUGGAAAAUAAUAAUAUAAUGGUUGGUAACGCUAGCUUAGUGUUACAUGUACAGUAUAUUGUAGAAACUGUUUCGUACAAUGCAGAAAAAAUAUUCUGCCAUUUAGUUGAAAUAACAGUUAUCCCAUUUGACUGAUGACAAAUUGGUUCACGAGAUGACUGGUAUAUGCAGCAUUAAACGAAAUUACUUCCUUUAUAUAGGCACAGAAGUUUGCAAUCGUUGUUGAAUUACUGCUUGGUGAAAUUCCCGACAGAGCAACAUUUAGAGAUCCUGCUCUGAAAAAGACGUUGAUUCCAUACUUUCAGUUAACAAAAG